Molecule: messenger RNA, 2863 nt
Organism: Arachis ipaensis
Lineage: Eukaryota; Viridiplantae; Streptophyta; Magnoliopsida; Fabales; Fabaceae
Source: RefSeq, a predicted model, not a curated record
CUAAACCAAACCAACCAACUAACAGAAACCAGAUACAUAAAUUACGGGGGCUCAAACACUCAAAUAAUCCGCAAAAAAAGUUAUGUACAAUGGGCAAUAAUGGCGAUACAGUGAUCAUGGCGGGAGUAAAGGUUUUGAGGAACGCGAAUUCUCAUAAGGUGAUUAAGAGAGAAAUGUGGUCAAGGGCAUCAACGAUAUCCGGUGCUGUCCUGGAUAUCAUCGAAGACGCAGAGAAGAACCUGAAGGUUCCACGAGUGAAGUCAUGGUUUCAAGGCAUUAAAGAUCUAUGCUAUGAGUUAAUUGGUGUUUCAGAAGAAUUUGAGCUACUGCAACAGGCGAAGAAGUUACACUUUCUAGGCCUCCCACUCCUCCAACGCCGCAAGGAGGGAAACCGUGAGGCGAGCAGCAUCAUUAUUCGUGACUUUGAGGACUUGAUUAAAGAAGUCAGCGAGUUGCAACUUAGUUCGAGUCCGAAUUCAGUACCCAACGAGGCUGAGCAACUUGGUUCGAGUUCGGAUCCAGCACCCGACGAGGCUGAGCCGGAGCCAUUAGAUCUGCAUUCGCCCGCAGUUCCCUCAAAUGACGAAGAACCCAUGAUUGGUCGAGAUGCUGAAAUUCAAGACUUAAUUAGAAAGUUGACUAAGGAAUCUCAUAGAUGCAUAUGUCUUGUUAGAGAAGAGGUUGGAAUGGGAACGACCGCGCUGGCUCGACAUGUCUACAACAGUACUCAAGUGAAAAGUAAAUUUCAUUUCAUGGCAUGGGUAACUGUCUCUCAACAAUUCAAUGUGAAGCGAAUUGUUAAGUCUAUGCUGGAAUUCGCUCCUGAAACACCAGAGAAAUACGCCGGCAAUGAAUUUGAAUUAUUGAAACUUGAGCUUCAUAAGUUCAUAGAGGACAGGGAACUCCUUCUUGUUCUGGAAGACGUCAGCAACCUAUAUUCGAACCACUUGUCAGAUCUAAUGAACGUGCUUCGUAGUUCCUUUCGCAGAAUUUUGAUUAUCUAGAGAUUCUGGACGGGAAGGCGAGGGCGCCUUGAAAUGCAAAUUGAAGAAAGAAAUGCAUGAAUUUAUCCAAGAUCUUGCGCGUAACGAAUGCCGCAUAAUGCUUCCUGGUGAAGAGUCCGGAGACAACGACGCUGUAACAGAGCCUGCUCGUUAUCGUCAUUUUACCCGUCAUUGUACCCUGUAUCUUGAAGAUCAAACCUCUUUCCUAGAUUCAAUUGACAAUGGAGGUAAACUCAAGGCAGAUAAACUACACACUCUAAUGGUUUUGUCCAAGUUUUCCGACAUGGAUCCAACAAAUCUUGCCAACAGUCUACCUCGUAUGAAGAGGAUCAGGGCGUUGGAUUUGAGCGAUUGCCCAAUAGAAAAGCUUUCAUUGAAGGCAACUGAACUGCUACAUCUAAGGUACCUUAACCUGUCUUUCAAUCAUAAGCUAAAGAAGUUGCCUUCUGAAAUAAGUAAUUUGCUUAAUUUGCAAACUUUAAAUCUCAACGGAUGUAAAAGUCUUCAGAAACUGCCAGAAAGUAUAGGCAAAUUGAUCAAGUUGCGGCAUCUUGAGAUUCUCUGGACAACAAGCCUUAGCUACCUACCAAAAGGGAUUGCAACCUUAACCUUGUUGAGAACCUUAAAUCGAUUCUUCGGGAGCAGUGGUGGUGCUAGCAGAAGCAAAGCAUGCAGUCUUGGAGAUUUGGAAAAUCUAAACAAUAUCGAAGGAUGUCUUACCAUAGAUGGAUUGGGUGGUAAAAGUCGUAAAACUGAAAUUUCUGAAGCUACAAGAGCUGAUCUAAAGAACAAGGAAAAUCUGCUUGGCUUGGAACUGUGGUUUUCUAUGGUAGGAUCGAAGGCCAACGAUCAAGUCCUACUUGAUAGCUUAGAAGCACCUCCUCAAUUGCAAUCCCUUGGAAUAUUUGACUACGGAGGAAGUUCAUUCCCCAACUGGAUGAUGGAAUUGAACAAACUAACACACCUAAAGCUUCAUAGAUGUAGUGAAUGCAAAGUUUUGCCCCCUUUAGGGAAACUCCCAUUCCUUGAAUCACUUGAGAUCACGAAUAUGCCUAAUGUGAAGAUAGUAGGUGUCGAAUUUCUGGGAAUAGGAUUAAACCAUGAGGAUGCUGUCAACGAAGGCUCCUCACCUGAUGCAGUUGCAUUUCCCAGAUUGAGAAAGCUUCACUUCAUAAAGUUGGAUGAGUGGAAAGGAUGGACUGGAAUCAAUGUUAAUGGUGGAGACAAGAAGAUUAUGCCUCAACUGUCUUCUUUGUCAGUUGUAAACUGUGAAAAGUUAGAAUCACUUCCUGACUACAUAAAGAAGAAGGAAAAUCUGAAACCAGUUAUUGAAGGAUGUCCUUUGCUACUAGAAAACUAAAAGGCGCAAGAAUAGAUGAGGAGCUUGGAUUUCAAGAAACAAAGCAGAUUAAGGUCCAGUUUAGUGUGUUCAAAAUCUGCAACCACUGUGGAGUCUCCAAAUAAUGUUGCACAGAUGUGGGUUUUCAACUUUUCUGUGCUUUGUAUUAAAAAGGCUCUUAAGAAGUUGAAGAUGGAAGGUCUCUGGGGUCUGGUGCCAAAAUUAAAGUUCAGUUUCUCAAUAAAUUGUUUCCAGAGAAUAUUGCACAGAUGUGUGAUUUCAACUCAGUUUGGCAAACAUCUAAGUUUGAUACUAUGAUCAUGAUGUAAUAAGUUAUGGCUAUGUGCUAGCAUGACUAUUGAGUUUCCUAUUUAUAUUCUGUGAGAUUUCACUGUAAUUUUCCUCUUUUCAUGUUUGUGUUCCUCAGAGAACCUGUAAGUUAUAACACCAUGUCUCUAUAAUUUCGUAGCAUUUUCAGUUUGAAGUAAAGUUGGUGGCUGUUCUGUUUUCUUUUUUUUUU